AUGAAAUUCCUGAUCGCUCUCCUCCCGUGCCUCGUUUCGGUGGCCGCCGAAUUUUGGGAUCAUCCCCGUGGAGACGCUUUCCCACCACUUGCCAUCUGGAAGCUUGACCCGAACUGCAAUACCUGCCGUGACGUGGAGACACCCGAGGAGAAAUUCGGACGCGAUGGAUAUCAAUGCUCGCGUGAAGCCGGCGUGUUGGCCGAUUGCAAUGCUUGUUGUCAAGAGAAAACCCUUCACUUGGGACUCAUGUGGCCUGCUCCAGUCACCGGCAUCAACAUCAUCUCGUCGAUCGACAAUGCGCCAGCUUGUGCCUGCUGUUUCUCGAAUGGACAAUGUGACAGCAAUACUCCACAACCAGUGCCUCAACCAGUGCCCGUGCCUCAACCAGUUCCAGUGCCUCAACCAGUGCCAGUGCCUCAACCAGUGCCAGUGCCUCAACCUCAACAAUCGCAACCACUCCCAAUCCAGCCAUUCCCACAGCCUCAACCAAUCUUGACUCCCACCCAACCAAUGCAACAAGUUGCCCAACCUGGACAAUCAAAGCAACAAGUGCUCUCCGUUCAACCAGAGCUCCCCAACCAACCAAUGCAACAAGGACAAAUGGGACAACCCACUCCAAUGGGACAACAAGGACAAAUGGGACAACAAGGACAAAUGGGACAACAAGGACAAAUGGGACAAAUGGGACAAAUGGGACAAAUGGGACAACCCACUCCAAUAGGACAACAAGGACAAUUCGGACAACCCACUCAAAUGGGACAAAUGGGACAAAUGGGACAUCCCGGACAACAG
This is a messenger RNA of Mesorhabditis belari, 792 nucleotides long. NCBI's taxonomy places the organism in Eukaryota, Metazoa, Nematoda, Chromadorea, Rhabditida, Rhabditidae. The record is from the annotation of a GenBank genome assembly.